UGUGUAAAUAAGGAGAUUGUUUCCCUCUGGCUUUUAUGUGCACACUGCUAUAACAAAAAAGAUACACCCUAUAAAUAAGCCUGCAUACACCCUAACUACUCUAUUGUGUUUUAUUGGUCCAAAAUUAACUUCCUGUCUUUUUCCUACAGCAAAGUUACUUAAAACUUUAUCACAGCCAAAAUUACUUAAAGAAGUGUGAGAGUGUACUUCAACAAGUGUGUGUUGCAUAGAGUAGGGGAAGCUGUGGCUGAGAGCUGAUGCAGAGGAGAGAAGAAGGUGUGAAGAGGUGGACCUGUUGCAUGGCCAUGAAUAUAUGUUUGUAUGCUUGUGUAGGCAUUUGUGUGUACCACAUGUCUUUUCUGAUUUCAAUUUAAAUAGAUUUCACUUACAACCUAGUCAAAAGGAAAAUGUCACGUUCUGAAUGACAAAAGAUCUGUUUUUUAUUAUUGACGAUUUUUUUUUCUUCUCAUUUUGAAAACUAGAAAAUUUUAUUUAAAAGCUGCACUUAUUCCAUCCCACAUUUCUCAGACUUUCAGAUUUUAUUUAACCUGUCACUUGAAAUAGUAUUACAGGAGAUUUUGAGAGUGGUCUGACUUUUUUUUUUCUUGGCCCCACUGAAGUGUGCUUUCUCGCACCGUCCGCCCACCUGCAGGCUUUAUGAGUGAUGGUUAUCUCUCACAGUGGGUCUCACUCUCACUGCUUUGCAGUGGGUCUUCUCACACUUCUCUGGAUGUGCAGUUGUCAUCUCUGAAGUGGCCAGAGACGGUGUGUGUGCACAUGGCUCCGGGUAAAGUUUCGUAUCCUUCAGUAUUCGUGGUGGACAGCAAAAUGAGGCCCCCUCCGCUGCCCCCCAAGCCGGUCCGUAGACAGCGGAAGGAGGUGAUCCAGACUCUACUGGUGAUCCUGGUUUGUGUGGCUCUGUGUGGCAUGGCUGUGGAGGCCUGUUUCAUCUACCAUCUGUUCACAUCCAAAGAAAACCCUACACCAGAUGGACCACAGAUUGCCAUGAGAAAACAAGAGAAAGAACAUGCUCUAACCCCCAAACAAAAACCGCUUGGAGAAAUGAAGCCUUCAAAACCAAUGGCACAAUUGACAACUGGUGAGAAAUCUGUUAAUGGAGUCAUGCUGUGGCAUGAGAAUCAUCCGUCCAUUCUUUACCAUAUCAAACACAAAGCAGAUGAAGGCAAACUCAUUAUAGAGAAAGAAGGAUAUUAUUCCGUCUACUCGAAGAUCAACUUCAAAGAGGACAGCAUCUUAUUCAGUCACUCUGUACUCUGGGUUACACAUCGAUAUGCAGGAAAUGAGAUUCUGCUUCUCCAGUCCUCUAGGUUACAUCUUAGGCCUAGAGCUACAGACAACAGCUACCUAAGCGGGGUGUUUCAUCUGUACAAAGAUGAUGCUGUCUUUGUCAGAGUAAAAAAUUGUACACUUGUGUUGUCCAAUGCUGCUGAGAACUACUUUGGUGUGUUUAUGAUUUAGAUGGAUUCUGGAGUCAGACUGUUACCAUAUGACUAAUGUGUGAGUUGGAUAUGUUCACAGAUAGAUUUUAUGGAAAAAUACAGAUAUAUAUAUAUAUAUAUAUAUAUAUAUACAUACAUACAUACAUACAUACAUACCUUGUAAUGUUCCUGCCUGUGUGUAGCACCCGCCGCUCUGUUGAUUUACACUGUAUUUUUUUUUUUUUUUUUUUAGUGGUAAAUCAACAAAAGAUUAUCACAAUAUGUUUUACAAGAAAAUACCAUUUGAGAAUUUCAUGUUUAAUUCAGUUUUACUUGUUUCUUUGUGAGUUAAUUGUGAAAUUUACUGUGAGUCUCUAAGUGAAAACUAUAUAUAUUUAU
Messenger RNA from Cyprinus carpio (common carp), 1838 nucleotides. RefSeq names its product tumor necrosis factor ligand superfamily member 14-like. Gene Ontology annotation, biological process: immune response. Gene Ontology annotation, molecular function: tumor necrosis factor receptor binding. Gene Ontology annotation, cellular component: membrane. Lineage: Eukaryota; Metazoa; Chordata; Actinopteri; Cypriniformes; Cyprinidae. The record is from RefSeq and is a predicted model, not a curated record.